AUACCGUCUAGGCGGGUGCUCUGUCCCGCGGGUAUUAAGGCUGCUCACAGUAUAUACAAAUUUGAACCCACAUAUAUUCGAUCAAUAAGGUUCAACGGUCAAGCUAAUUUGGUGUUGUGUGUCAGUCGGGGACGUGUUCAAAGAGUAGCAACUAUAGCCAGUCAGUCAGACACAUAUUAUUAAAUGAAGGCCGUACGUCGACACCGGAAUAUUUACGUUACGCUCUCUUGAUUUUCCCCACAGGUGAAGUAACGCCGGUUCAUACACCUUUACAUUGGUAUACGUGUGUGAGGUGCAGGAGAAAAUCAUUUCAGUAAACAUUUGUGUAUAUGAUACUUUGGAGAUAAUUCGGUGACUGCAACUGUUUUAAGAAGCGAAAGUGUUAUGAAUUAUUUCAAAUCCUGUCUUGGAUUUACAUAAAAUACAACAAGGACUAUCUUACCAGUGUUUAAAGUGAAGAAUUGAAUAAAUAUGGAAAAUACAGGCUACCAACCAGAAGAAGACGAAGGUCCUCGACAGAGAUACGCCAUCAGAAAUGGCAACAUGGCCGUGGCCAAUAAUGAAAAGGUCAAAAUGAAGAAAAAUGUCGGACUCAUCAGCGGUAUAUCUUUCAUCGUUGGCUCUAUCAUUGGUUCUGGUAUAUUCAUUUCACCGAAAGGCGUGUUAACUGAAACUGGAUCAGUGGGCCUAAGCCUUGUUGUGUGGGUGUCGGCAGGGAUUCUCUCUCUUCUAGGAUCGUUAGCGUACGCCGAAGUUGGAUGCCUGAUAACUAAGUCGGGAGGCGAGUACCCAUACCUGUGGGCGGGGCUAGGAAGGGUCAUUGCCUUUAUGUUUGCCUGGACGAAGAUCAUUGUGUUGACUCCUUCAGCAGUCGCCAUCAUCACCCUCACCUUUGCCGAAUACACCGUCACAUUCUUCGACUACUGUGGAGCUCCACAAACACCCGUCAAAGUCAUUGCAGCUUUGGCUAUCCUGACCUUGGCGAUUAUUAACUGCUGGGACACGAAGUUAGCUGCCAAUGUACAGGUGUUCUUCACCGCCGCCAAACUCAUCGCUCUCGUCAUCAUCAUUAUCGGCGGCUUUGUAUGGCUUGGACGAGGUGAGACCGCCACCAUGCAGAAAGGAUUUGCCGGCAGCACGGGUUCAGCGUCGUCUAUCGCUCUGGCAUUUUACGAUGCUCUAUGGGCCUAUGACGGAUGGAAUACACUUAAUUACGUGACGGAGGAACUGCGGAAUCCGUAUGUCAACCUUCCAAGGGCAAAUGUUAUUGGUGUGGUUCUGGUGACCGUUGUUUACCUACUGGCAAACAUCUCCUACCUGACAGUAUUGGGGACAGACGGUCUGCUAGAGUCUAAUGCUGUGGUCGUCACAUGGGGAGAAAAGGUCCUUGGAUCCGCUGGAAUCAUCAUGCCUAUAUUUGUAUUGUUUUCUACCUUCGGUGCAGCCAAUGGUGCUUUGUAUGCCGGAGUAAGGACCCUUUAUGCGGCUGCCCGAGAGCACCAUUUCCCUGAGGUGUUGUCGUACGUUAGCUGUAAACGCUACACUCCGACACCCUGUAUCAUAUUUACGACGAUAGUAUCCCUGUUGAUGUUGAUACCAGGCAAUAUAGGAAGUCUGAUCGACUUCUUCAGUUUUGCCGCCUGGCUAUUUUACGCGCUCACUAUCUUAUCGUUAGUUGUGCUUAGGUUCACCAUGAAGAACGCACAUCGCCCAAUAAAGGUCUUCAUUUUGUUCCCCCUGAUUUUCAUGGCGUGUUCAGUGUAUCUAGUGAUAGCACCCAUUAUCCAGGAUCCCGCCAUCGAGUUCCUCUACGCCUUUAUAUUCAUAGUCGGCGGUCUGGUAUUCUACAUCCCCUUUGUACACUUCAAUCUAGAUCAUGGGUGUUUCCGACCUGUUACAAAAUUUGUGCAGUACUGGCUUGAGGUUGUACCGAGUCCAUACGAGCCUGAGGAACCCUAACCUGGCACUAAAGGAUGCCACAACCGUGAGAUCCAUUGGUUAUCAUCAAAUGAACAUUUCUAUAAUCUGUGUUAUAACCAGUGUUGUCUAGAGUAUACGUACGGUGUGUCUGUGUACAUUGGAAUGGACCUGACGUAAACGGCUUAGUUACUGGUGAAAGCUUAGGCCGUUUACCAGCUUUCAAACACCUACGUGAUCGCAAUUUUUGUAUGUAUUGAGCAUAAUAGUUCCCACGUGAUAAAGGCAUUGCACAAAGAAACUAAUCAUAUCGUCAUGCAUGUGAACAUGGCUUUCCUUCCAUGUUGUGCUUGGUAUUGUCUUUACCCAAUUAAACGUUUAAAUUUGCGGGAUUUUGAAACUGGGAAGGUAACUGAUCGCUUUAUCCUAUCUCCGCAUUACAAUUUAAAUGCAGCUUUUAUUUAUUUUUUUCCUUAAUAUGCUCUCCAAGAGAAUGCAUCGUUAAAUUUUUGGUAAGAUACACCUACUGCAUAAACAACGUUUAGUAAUUGAAAUCGGUAGUUAUACAAUGUAUUUGUUAUACUUCCUAUACAGAAUCUUUUAAUCCAUGUGUUUCUGGUAACACCGGUACAUGCGAAAGCCAUAGACUGCAUAGAAACGGACACUUGUAUUAAGUAUUUUAUACAGAAUAUGAAUAUUUGAUAUAUCAUUGACUGUACAUGUACACAUCUGAUUUUAGUUACUUAAUGAUGUGUCAGCUGAUUUCAGAGUAGCAAGGUGCUGGUUACAGUAAAUACUUGCCGUAUUAUCGUGUUUUUAUUAGUGCAAAUAUUAUGCUAUGCAAUAUUUUUUAUAUUACAACUAUACAUAUUAUACAUGAUGAAUAUCAGAUAAUAAACUAUUAACAAUCAG
Molecule: messenger RNA, 2829 nt
Organism: Mizuhopecten yessoensis (Yesso scallop)
Lineage: Eukaryota; Metazoa; Mollusca; Bivalvia; Pectinida; Pectinidae
Product: b(0,+)-type amino acid transporter 1-like
Exons: 13
Coding region: 472-1959 (495 amino acids)
Biological process (GO): amino acid transmembrane transport
Cellular component (GO): membrane
Molecular function (GO): L-amino acid transmembrane transporter activity
Source: RefSeq, a predicted model, not a curated record